AUUAAAUCCCACGCGCAUUCUCAAGAGCCAACAAAAAAACUUUAAAACAUUUUUCAUUCAUAGCCAACAAUUUCCAUUGAUUCAUAUUUCAUUUUAUUCCUCGAGAAAAUCUGGUGCCUGAAUGUCUGUCAAUGAAAAUUCUAUGAAUGAACGAGAGCAAAGCUAGAUUUUUCAUUCAGUUCCUUUCCGUCACUUUCUGUACGUGCAGCAACAUUUUUAUUUCCUUUAAAUUAUUUGUUAUGAAGUCAAUUCUAAUUUUAUUAUUAUUAGGCUGUAGUUAUGUCUCUUGUAAGCUCGAUACUAGUGAUAAGUGUCCUGUCAUACUCCAAAAAAAUGAGAAUUUUGAGAUUGAGGAACUCUUUCAUAAAUGGAAUGUCCUGAAAUUAAUAUUGCAUUAUGAAGGACGGACACCAGUUAAUGAAUAUCGUAAAGAUGUUGAACUAUUUUACUUCAAAAUCAAGGGUUUGGAUGACAAGAAAAAGACGAUUGUGAAGAAUGGUAAAUCUUUUAAAUUUGUUUCUCUGGAGUACGUCUCGAGUGGUGCAUCAUUUAACAAUACUAGAAAUUAUAAAUUUAAUAUUAGUGUAGAAAACAAUGCAGUGUGGAAAGGAGAUGCUAUAACAAUUCAAGUGCUGUAUGUGCAACGAAAUCUUUCAAUUUUGAUGUUUUGUGAUUCAGAUAGGCUGUAUUCUGUCAUAUUAACAGUUCUUGAGCCACCUUAUAGCCAGAUAAAUUAUAAAUUUGCUGAUGAGACAUUUGAAAAUUUAUCCCUUAAUGUAUGGUUGACUAAAGACUUAUCAUUUGCUAAUAUAAUUAAUGGAAAUCACAUUAUUGCUUAUGUUUGUGUAUGGAUAGUAAUGAAGUUAAUUAAUGAUUUACAAACUAUGAAGUAGCCUUAAAUAAGUAGUAAAUGUACAAAUUAUUGUAAGCAUUUUAGAGAAAACAAUUAUGUAGAAG
Chironomus riparius is the source of this 957-nucleotide messenger RNA. The record is from the annotation of a GenBank genome assembly. NCBI's taxonomy places the organism in Eukaryota, Metazoa, Arthropoda, Insecta, Diptera, Chironomidae.